AUGCGUAAGAAGCUUGUCGUUCCUUGGAAAAAUCACUAUCGCAGCCAAGCAAGGUCGCUGGCCUGGUACGAUGCCGAAGGAGACGCUCCGAGCCACAAUCCGUUUGGAAGAACGAGGUCUCGUCCGGAGAGGACGCUGUCGUCGAGCCUGGAAGCAGGCGACGGCAAUAACAACAACUACACGGCCGGAAAGGCAGAGACUACGCCUAAUGCAGCGCCCCUGACCAUUGGGACCGACGGCUUCCAGGCUGGAACCGAGCCUGUUACGAGCACCGAGCCUCUCAGUCGCGGUGCUGGAGAUGUCCAGGACGGCGAGAACGGCGCCCCGAGAGGUUCGGAGGGCUCAGAGUCGAUGAACAAGCAGCAGCAGACCAGCCCUGAAGCAGAUGCGCCAACCGCUGCGCACCCAAAGCAGUUUACCAUUGCUGGCCAGUUGAGAGCUACUUUGUUCAGCUCGUGGAUCAAUAUCCUCUUGUUUGCUGCUCCUGCUGGAAUUAUUAUGUAUUAUCUCAAGGUCAACGCGGUCGCCGUCUUUGUGGUCAACUUCAUUGCGAUAGUACCACUUGCUGCAAUGCUUAGUUAUGGAACCGAGGAAAUUGCCAUGAGAACCGGAGAGACUGUCGGCGGACUUCUUAAUGCCACCUUUGGUAACGCUGUUGAACUCAUUGUAUCCAUUCUUGCGCUAUUCAAGAACGAGAUUGUCAUUGUGCAGACUUCCCUGAUCGGAAGUAUACUGUCCAACCUGUUGCUGGUUAUGGGCAUGUCCUUUUUCGUUGGAGGCGUGACCCGUAUCGAGCAGAAUUUCAAUGUGACAGUAGCUCAGACAGCCUCCAGUCUACUCGCGUUGGCCGUCGGCAGUCUCAUCAUCCCCACGGCCUUCCACACCUGGUCAGGAAAUGGCGAGGCAGGCAUUGCGGAGAUUUCCAGAGGUACCAGUGUGAUCUUGCUGGUUGUGUACGGAGCCUAUCUGUUCUUCCAGCUCAAGUCCCAUGCUUCCAUCUUCAACACACCAAGCGAGAAGGUAGAAAAGCGAUCAAAGUCCAAGAAGGUCGAGGAUGGCGAUGCUUCCAAGGGCAUCGCUCAAAUUGGAGCUGGGUUUGCGGCUACCAUGGGCGGACAAAACGCCCAGCAGAACCCAGUGGUGGUCCCCGAUGAGGAAGAGGAACCCCAGCUCAGCAUAUACGUUGCUGUCUUUACUCUCUGCGCUUCCACCGCUCUGGUCGCCCUUUGUGCAGAGGCAAUGGUUUCUUCGAUUGAUGCAAUCACUGAAUCUGGUGGAAUUUCGGAAACGUUCGUCGGUUUGAUCUUGCUUCCUAUCGUUGGAAACGCGGCAGAGCACGCUACUGCUGUCACCGUGGCGGCGAAGGACAAGAUGGAUCUCUCGAUCGGGGUUGCUGUCGGCUCAAGCAUGCAGAUAGCCCUACUUGUGCUACCGCUUCUUGUAGUCAUCGGUUGGAUUGCCGGAAAGGAUGACAUGACUCUUUAUUUUGACGGAUUCCAAGUCACAGUGCUCUUCGUCACCGUUCUUUUGGUCAACUACCUUAUCCAAGACGGAAAGUCACACUGGUUAGAAGGAGUCCAACUCAUGACCCUCUACAUCAUCAUCUCAGUUGCUGCAUGGUUCUACCCAUCCCGCAGCGAGAAGAUGCACGGGAUGUAG
Molecule: messenger RNA, 1659 nt
Organism: Nannizzia gypsea CBS 118893
Lineage: Eukaryota; Fungi; Ascomycota; Eurotiomycetes; Onygenales; Arthrodermataceae
Product: Ca2+/H+ antiporter
Exons: 13
Coding region: 1-1659 (552 amino acids)
Biological process (GO): intracellular calcium ion homeostasis; calcium ion transmembrane transport
Cellular component (GO): fungal-type vacuole membrane
Molecular function (GO): calcium:proton antiporter activity
Source: RefSeq, a predicted model, not a curated record